Cordyceps fumosorosea ARSEF 2679 is the source of this 2469-nucleotide messenger RNA. RefSeq names its product AdoMet-dependent rRNA methyltransferase spb1. The record is from RefSeq and is a predicted model, not a curated record. Lineage: Eukaryota; Fungi; Ascomycota; Sordariomycetes; Hypocreales; Cordycipitaceae. Gene Ontology annotation, biological process: maturation of 5.8S rRNA from tricistronic rRNA transcript (SSU-rRNA, 5.8S rRNA, LSU-rRNA); maturation of LSU-rRNA from tricistronic rRNA transcript (SSU-rRNA, 5.8S rRNA, LSU-rRNA); rRNA methylation. The coding region runs from base 1 to 2469 and encodes 822 amino acids. The transcript has 3 exons. Gene Ontology annotation, cellular component: nucleus; preribosome, large subunit precursor; nucleolus. Gene Ontology annotation, molecular function: rRNA (guanine) methyltransferase activity; rRNA (uridine-2'-O-ribose)-methyltransferase activity.
AUGGCGAUUCAAAAGAAGCACGGCAAGGGCCGUUUGGACAAGUGGUAUAAGCUUGCCAAAGAAAAAGGCUACCGAGCCAGAGCUUCAUUUAAACUCGUGCAAUUGAACAAGAAAUAUGGGUUCUUGGAAAAGAGCAAGGUCCUACUGGAUCUUUGCGCUGCGCCCGGAUCAUGGUGUCAAGUCGCUUCUGAGGUCAUGCCCGUCAAUAGUCUGAUUGUUGGUGUCGAUCUGGCACCUAUCAAACCCAUACCGAGAGUCAUCACGUUUCAGAGCGAUAUUACGACUGAGAAAUGUCGAGCCACCAUUCGACAGCACCUGAAGACAUGGAAAGCCGACACUGUUCUCCAUGAUGGUGCGCCCAACGUCGGUACCGCGUGGGUCCAGGACUCAUUCAACCAGGCAGAACUUGCCUUGCAAGCCAUGAAAUUAGCAACCGAAUUUCUAGUCGAGGGUGGUACUUUUGUUACUAAAGUUUUCCGGUCAAAAGAUUACAACCCGCUACUAUGGGUUCUCAAUCAACUAUUUACCCACGUCGAAGCAACGAAGCCGCCGUCCUCACGUAACGUCUCCGCCGAGAUCUUCGUUGUGUGCCGAGGCUACAAGGCUCCCAAGCGCAUUGAUCCUCGCUUCCUCGAUCCUCGAGCGGUAUUCGCUGAACUUGCUGGUGCCACGCCCAACAACGAGGCUAAAGUCUACAACCCGGAGGUGAAGAAGAGAAAGCGAGAAGGUUACGAGGAAGGCGACUAUACCCUGUACAAAGAAGUACCUGCGAGCGAAUUUAUACAAACCAUGGACCCGAUUGCUAUCUUGGGAAGCUCCAACAAACUCACAUUUCAACAGCCUCUCAAUGGAGACGUUGCCUUGGCUGCACUGGACAAGUUACCGGAGACAACGCCCGAAAUCCGCAACUGUUGCUCGGACUUGAAGAUUCUUGGGCGCAGAGACUUUAAACUGCUCCUGAAAUGGAGAUUGAGGGUUCGAGAAAUAUUUGGUCUGGCUACGAAGGAAAAAUCUGUAGCUGCUGCAUCCGAAGAAGUUGUCGAAGUUGAAGAAAUGGACGAGGAGCUGAAAAUCCAGGAUGAGCUCCAAGCCAUGCGUGACCGAGACAACUCUAAGAAGAAGAGGGUAAAGAGACGAGAAAACGAGAAGAAGCAGAGAGAGAUUGUUCGCAUGCAGAUGAACAUGAUCAGUCCGAUGGAUAUUGGUAUGGAGGAAGCCGGCCCGAUUGGAGAAGGCUCAAUGUUCACAUUGAAAUCCGCGGAUAAGACUGAAGCCAUGCGCCGACUAAAUCGUGGCAAGAUGGCAACGAUAUCUGAAGCAAAAUCUGCCGAACAGAAUUCUGACAGCGAAGACGACGAUAGCGAUCCCGAAGAAGACAGACUUGAGCGAGACUUGGAUUCUAUGUAUGAGAAUUACAAGGAGCGCAAGGCUGAAUCUGAUGCGAAAUACCGUGCCAAGAAAGCCAGAGAGCAACGCGGUGACGACGAAUGGGAGGGCCUUUCGGCAGAAGAAGGCCAGGAGUCAGAUUCUAGUGCCUUGGAAGAAGAAGACGAUUCGUCUUCUGAGGAGGACGACGGACCAGCUCAGGGGCUUUUGAAAGACUUCGACCAGCACACGAGCAACGGAAGUGGGCUGUCGAGCCGGGCCGCUGCUUUCUUCAACCAAGAUAUUUUCAAAGGAAUCGCUGAGGCACUGCCGACGACUCAAGCCAAUCAAAAUGAUGCUGUUGACGAAGAUGAGGAGAUUCGGAACUUGAAGCCUACGACGAAGGUUGGAAAAGAGAAGCAGAAACAGACCAAGAGUAGCCGCUCUGCUUCUCACACGAAUGACGGCAAAAUCGAAGUUAUCCCAGCUGCCGAUGAGGAAGAUGAGUGGGAAAAAAAGGAUACGAAACGCGCAGAUGGAAAAAUAGACAUCGAUAUUAUUACUGCCGAGGCUAUGACACUGGCACAUCAGUUAGCCAGUGGAACAAAGACGAGUCAGGAUGUAAUCGAUGAUGGCUUUAACAAGCAUGCUUUCCGCGAUCGCGACGGACUGCCUGAGUGGUUCAUCGAAGAUGAAUCCAAGCAUGACAAGCCCCACAAACCCAUCACCAAAGCCGCUGCCCAGGCCAUCAAGGAGAAGCUGCGCGCGUUCAACGCCCGACCCAUCAAGAAAGUACGGGAAGCAAAGGCGAGAAAGAAGAUGAAGGCCGCCCAGAAACUGGAGCGCCUCAAGAAGAAGUCGGAUAUGCUGGCUGCUGACGAGGGCAUGACGGAGAAGGAAAAGGCGGAUAGCAUCUCCAAGUUGCUCAGCAGAGCGGCACGCAAGAAGCCCAGCCAACCGGCCAGACUGGUCGUAGCGCGCGGUGCGAACAAAGGCAUCAAGGGCCGACCCAACGGCGUCAAAGGUCGUUACAGAAUUGUUGACUCAAGGAUGAAGAAGGAGCUAAGAGCGCAGAAGAGAGUAUCGCAAAAGAAGAAGAAAUAG